Molecule: messenger RNA, 1365 nt
Organism: Fomitopsis serialis
Lineage: Eukaryota; Fungi; Basidiomycota; Agaricomycetes; Polyporales; Fomitopsidaceae
Exons: 7
Coding region: 1-1365 (454 amino acids)
Source: RefSeq, a predicted model, not a curated record
AUGGUAGAUCCGCAAGAUGAAAAGGAUACUGUGGUUACGACUGCAGAAGUCUAUCUCGAAAGGUUGCGCUUGAACGAUGCUCUUUCUGCCAGAGACGCGGUUGUGCAACACCUAGCGGAAGCUUGCACCUCGAUCCGGCAGAAGACCGCGACUAUCCUCCUCCUCGAACAAGAGAAGGCCGACCUGGAGACUCAACUAAGCUUCAUGACCGGUCGACAAAGCGCGUCUCAACCAGGCGGCAGGGCGGAUCGCGCUGCACGAGAGAGGGAGUACGUCAAGGUGCAGGUCGAAGUCGGAAGUCUGGCAGAGAUGUUUCGACGGUUGGAACGCGAGAACCAACAGCUCAAAGCUCAGAUAACUGGUGAACAAUUGGAUGCAACUGCUCGUCCGUCGGACUGGCAAGUCGCAUUGCACAGGAUCUUGCGCCUGGUCAUGCCUGCGCCGAACGUCGAAGUCAAUUUAGGCCAUCCGAACGACGGGCGACCGGUCCCAACGACGGCACCAGGCAACGUCCCGCCGGCGAACCCUUCGACUUCGUGCGCUCGCGUCGAUCAUGGUAGCCUCGCAAGCGUAACUGCGCCCCCUGAUGAGAGAUUCGGCGCAAGAAAUGCCAUACUCGCCGCCCUUCCGCUCACUCCCGACGUGCCAGCGGACGUCCUGAAACCAAUCGUCAUCCCGCCCCAGUAUACCUUUCAAGACUUUGUGACUACUUUGCCCAACACCACGUUCUGGUCCACGGAACGAGAGGAGCACGGCUACUUCCUGACACCUCUGUUCAAGUGCACAACGAAUCCGCGGGCGACCACUGCCCACCGGUGGGCCGCUGUCGAUUUGAGCUCGCAGCUGAACAAGACCACCGAUUGUUUCUUCAAUAAGAACGGAUAUUGGUACUACACUGGUCUCUACAAGGCGUUCUGGCUGGACGAGCUCUCUCCUGCGGAAUGGGGUAACCUGACAUCCGAGACAACGCAAGCCCUCGUGAAGCAGACAAUCUUCGCACGGAAGAACACCGCUCCCCAGAACGUAUACGAAACCGGUCAGCUCUACAGCGCAGGCGCGCUCCGCGUGGCGUGCAUCGGUCUGCAAUGCAUCGGGUUCAGCCAUGCAGUGUACACGCAGCUUAUCGAGGCCGCGGAGAAGUGCGCGCAGACGGGAUGCUGGCGGAACACUCAGGCUGUAGCUGGGACUGGACCAGGCUCGAUCUGGACGCCUCCUUCGCCGACCCUCUCUCCGCGGGCGCUGUCGACCAUCUCUGCACGAUCCACCGCGCGAACUGACGACUGUCCUUGUCUCCCAAGACUAACUCGGCCCAACCUCUGGGUUGCGGAAUUGCUUCCCUGGCCCACUGAGGUCAGUUUACUCUGA